Messenger RNA from Lasiodiplodia theobromae, 612 nucleotides. RefSeq names its product Guanylate kinase. NCBI's taxonomy places the organism in Eukaryota, Fungi, Ascomycota, Dothideomycetes, Botryosphaeriales, Botryosphaeriaceae. The record is from RefSeq and is a predicted model, not a curated record. Gene Ontology annotation, biological process: purine nucleotide metabolic process. The coding region runs from base 1 to 612 and encodes 203 amino acids. The transcript has 2 exons. Gene Ontology annotation, cellular component: cytosol. Gene Ontology annotation, molecular function: GMP kinase activity.
AUGUCCUCCAAGCCAGCGUUCGAUACACGCCCCGUCAUCAUCUCCGGCCCCAGCGGCGCGGGCAAGAGCACCAUCCUCAAGCGUCUUUUCGCCGAGUUUCCCGACCGCUUCGGGUUUUCCGUAUCACACACCACCCGUGCACCGCGCCCCGGCGAGCAGGAUGGCCGUGAAUACCACUUCACAACGCGCGAGAACUUCGAGUCCAUGAUCGCCGACAACCAAUUCGUCGAGAACGCCAUCUUCGGCGGCAACCGCUACGGAACCUCUUUCGCCGCCGUCGCCGACGUCGCUGCCAAGGGCCGCGUGUGCAUCCUCGACAUCGAGCUCGAGGGCGUGAAGCAGGUGGAUCGUCUUUCCAACGAGGACAAGCUGCCAUUCGCGCGGCCGAAGUUCUUGUUCCUGGCGCCGCCGAGUGUCGAAGUGCUGGAGCAGCGGCUCAGAGGGAGGGGCACCGAUACGGAGGAGGCGAUUCAGAAGAGGCUCAACCAGGCCAAGGUCGAGAUGGAUUUUGCGAAGACGGGAGCAAUCCACGAAAAGGUAGUCGUGAAUGACGACCUCGACAAGGCAUACAAGGAGGUGAGGGACUUCAUUGUCGGACCGGACGAAUCGUGA